Equus quagga is the source of this 2439-nucleotide messenger RNA. RefSeq names its product protein phosphatase 1 regulatory subunit 15A (gene PPP1R15A). The coding region runs from base 232 to 2358 and encodes 708 amino acids. Gene Ontology annotation, molecular function: protein phosphatase regulator activity. The record is from RefSeq and is a predicted model, not a curated record. The transcript has 3 exons. NCBI's taxonomy places the organism in Eukaryota, Metazoa, Chordata, Mammalia, Perissodactyla, Equidae. Gene Ontology annotation, cellular component: endoplasmic reticulum; protein phosphatase type 1 complex. Gene Ontology annotation, biological process: response to endoplasmic reticulum stress.
UAAUUGGAUCAGCUCCCGGUUGUUGAUUAUAUGCUCCGUCUUGCGCGACCCCGCGGCCCUUUGUCGCGACAGCGCUUGCUGUCUUGAGUAACCUGAAUCCCCGAGCCCGACGCCGGAGGGCGAGAUGAACGCGCUGGCCUCCCGAGCCGUCGGGACCUGCGAUCGCUUGUGGAAGACCGAGCCGGCGCUCCUGCCCCCGGGCUGACGCGCAGCCCCGAGCCGCCCAGACUGAUGGCCCCAGGCCAAGCGCCCCAUCACCCCUCCCCCUGGAGGGAUGCCCACCCCUUCUUCCUCCUGUCUCCGCUGAUGGGCCUUCUCAGCUGGGCCUGGAGCCACCUGAGGGGCCCAGGAUCUCCAGAGCCCUGGCUGGCGGAGGCAGUAACGAGUGCACAUCGGGCACAAGCUGGCUUGGAGGGCGUAACUAAGGCUUCUCUGGCCACCCACCAUGCCCCCUGGGGCAGGCGCCCUCAAGAGGAGGGUGGAGACCCUGGAGCCGCUGAGGAGGAUAGAGAAGCAUCGUGGGGGGCCUGCCCUGACUGGAAAGCCAACACUUCUCCUCUUGAAGCCUGGGGACUUUCAGAUGAUGAAGGCGAGGAGGAAGCCACCGAGGUCCCUAGAGAGCAGGGAAGUGAGUUUAUAGAUGGCCGGCCUGCUCUCAGGUCCCCCAGCCUUCUGAUAAGAACCUUGCAAGACGACCCUCCGAGGGAGGAGGAAUCUGCGGAAGGAGGAGUUGCUGAAGAUAAAGAAGUGGUCACAUUCUCUUUUCCUCCGUUCCACUGGGAGUGUUGUCCAGGGGUGGAGGAGGAGAAGGAGGGAGACUCUAUAAACAAAGAAAGUCCCAGAACAUCCACUUGCCCCUUAUCUCCAGGAUCCAAACCCAGGGCUUGGGUGGAUUGCUCAUGGGAGGAGGAGAAUCAAGCCACAGAGGAAGAAAGAAGAGAGAGUAGAGAAGCCACGAAGACCUCCGUAUCCCCCUCAACUGCAGGCUCCCAGCCCAGGCCCUGGGAGCGUUGUUCAGGAGCCGAGUCCGAAGAGGAGGAUGACGAAAAGGCUGAGCGAGGAGAAGCUGACCCAGAGCCACUCUCUUCAGUUCUAGCCCAGAGGCCCCUGCUCAGGACGAGGCAGCAUCAACCCAGUAAGAUCACAGAGGAAGAAGACGAAGAGCAAGAUGAAUUCAGUGAUUCAGGAGCAGCUGAGGAAGAGGGAGAAGCUGAGGGUCCCUCGUCCAUCCCCUCUACGAGUGCCUUCCUCAGGGCCUGGGUGUAUCGGCCAGGAGAGGACACAGAGGAGGAGGAGGAGGAAGAUGAACUCAGUGAUUCAGGAGCAGCUGAGGAAGAGGGAGAAGCUAAGGGUCCCUCUUCCAUCCCCUCUACAAGUGCCUUCCUCAGGGCCUGGGUGUAUCGGCCAGGAGAGGACACGGAGGAGGAAGAGGAAGAGGAGGAAGAUGAACUCAGUGAUUCAGGAGCAGCUGAGGAAGAGGGAGAAGCUAAGGGUCCCUCGUCCAUCCCCUCUACAAGUGCCUUCCUCAGGGCCUGGGUGUAUCGGCCAGGAGAGGACACAGAGGAGGAGGAGGAGGAAGAGGAGGAAGAUGAACUCAGUGAUUCAGGAGCAGCUGAGGAAGAGGGAGAAGCUGAGGGUCCCUCUUCCAUCCCUCCCACAAGUGCCUUCCUGAGGGCCUGGGUGUAUCGGCCAGGAGAGGACACAGAGGAGGAGGAAGAGAAUGAGGAUGAAGAUGACUCAGAAGCAGCUGUCUCAGGGCCAAGUCCCUCCCUUCAGGCCCAGAGUGCCCUUCUCCGACCUGGAGAGGAGACAGAGGGAGGGGAAGCUGCUGAGGAGUGGGGAGAAGCUGAGCCCAGCCCCUUCCGAGUGGCCAUCUAUCUGCCUGGAGAGAAGGCACCACCUCCCUGGACUCCUCCUCGGCUGCCCCUCCGACUGCAAAGGCGGCUCAAGUCCACAGAAACCCCCACCCGGGAUCUGGAGCCUGAGACCCCGCUAAAGGCCAGAAAGGUGUGCUUCUCUGAGAAAGUCACCAUCCAUUUCCUGGUCGUCUGGGCGGGACCAGCCCAGGCUGCCCGCCGGGGUCCCUGGGAGCAGCUCGCCCGGGAUCGCAGCCGCUUUGCCCACCGCAUCGCCCGGGCCCAAGAGGAGCUGGGCCCCUGCCUCACCCCUGCUGCCCGGGCGAGGGCCUGGGCACGCCUCAGGAACCCUCCUGCUUCUCUGGCCACCAUACCUGCUGCUACCCAUGCCUUCCAGACGUCCUCCAUCCAGGCCAUGCCCUUGAGCCAUGCUGUGGCCUCUCCCUCCCCUCCUUAUGUGUCUAUAUCUCCUUGCCUGGACCUCAGUGGGAGGCGUGGCUAAGAUCAUGUGGUUUGCAUGUUAUUAACUAUUUAUUUUUUUUAAGUGUUGGUUAAUAUAAGGAAUAAAGCCUUUUGAUUUGUA